Rhincodon typus (whale shark) is the source of this 4961-nucleotide messenger RNA. Its product is annotated as chromodomain Y-like protein 2. The transcript is spliced from 7 exons. The record is from RefSeq and is a predicted model, not a curated record. The coding region runs from base 73 to 1578 and encodes 501 amino acids. Gene Ontology annotation, molecular function: transcription corepressor activity. Gene Ontology annotation, cellular component: nucleus. NCBI's taxonomy places the organism in Eukaryota, Metazoa, Chordata, Chondrichthyes, Orectolobiformes, Rhincodontidae.
AGAGAGAGAGAGACGCUAGCGGCGGAUUCUGCGCAUUAACUCAGCCCCCUGUAUAUAUGUGUGUGUAUGUGAAUGUGUGUAUGUGUGUGUGCCUGUAUAUCAGCCUGCAAAGGAGCACUCAGUACCCGGCCGCCAAAACAACAACAACAACAAGAGCAACACCAGAAACAGCAGCAGGCAGCGACCAGGUCUCAGAGCGGGAUGGCUUCAGGAGAUCUGUACGAGGUAGAGAAGAUUGUCGAUAAAAGGAAAAAUAAAAAAGGGAAAUGGGAGUACCUUAUACGAUGGAAAGGUUAUGGAAGUAAUGAAGACACUUGGGAACCAGAACAUCACCUCCUUCAUUGUGAAGAAUUUAUUGACGAGUUCAAUGGACUCAAUGCUUCCAAAGAAAAGCGAACUAAAUCAGGGAAACGGGGAAAUAGCCCAAGGCAGGUCUUACGGGACAAUCAUGGAACUUCGCCGCUGAGAGCCUAUGAAUCCGCAAAGGGGAAGGGGGGAGGAUUACGCAGAAAGCGGACUAAUAAUGCACAUCAAAAGCAAAAACGGGGUACAAUAGGGAGAGAUGGAAAGCACACAUCUGGAGAGCCCAAGAAAAUCAUUGCUACUAAAACAGUGCAUUACAGAACAACUGCGAGCGGAGUACAGAUUAUGCCUUACAGAAAGACUGAUAACUCAUUUCAGAAUGGGGAUGCUCGACACGGCAGAAAUGCAUUACAGUUUGACAAUACCUCAAGGCAACAGGAAGUGAAUGUGGAUCUAGGAGAGCAGGACUUUGCAGAGGAUGGAUCAGUUGCUGAUUCUCCUUUGGUAAACGGUGUAGGGAUUUCCAACGGACAAGCUAACUUGCCAUGUUCUGUGAAAAGAAAGCUUGCGGAAGACAAAGAAGAUUAUGUAUUUGACAAACGGCUCAGAUGCAGUGUACGACAAAAUGAAAGCAACUAUCGAUUCAGGGACAUUGUUGUUAGGAAGCAAGAUGGUUUUACACAUAUAUUACUCUCGAGCCAGACUUCAGACAACAAUUCUUUAACACCUGAGAUUAUGAAGGAGGUGCGGAGAGCACUUGGUAAUGCUUCAGCUGAUGACAGCAAGCUUCUGCUGCUUAGCGCUGUAGGGAGCGUGUUCUGCAGCGGCCUAGACUAUUCCUACCUAAUUGGCAGGUUGUCCAGUGACAGAAGGAAAGAGAGCACUCGGAUUGCAGAAUCAAUAAGGGAUUUUGUGAAUGCCUUCAUUCAGUUUAAGAAACCCAUUGUCGUAGCAGUCAAUGGACCAGCUCUGGGACUGGGAGCCUCUAUUCUCCCGCUCUGUGAUAUUGUAUGGGCCAGUGAAAAAGCAUGGUUCCAAACUCCGUAUGCGACUAUACGUCUAACGCCUGCUGGAUGUUCAUCGUACACCUUUCCCCAGAUAAUGGGAGUCGCUCUAGCAAAUGAAAUGCUGUUUUGUGGGAGAAAGUUAACCGCACAAGAAGCGUGCAGUAGGGGACUGGUGUCUCAAGUCUUCUGGCCAACAACCUUUAGUCAAGAAGUGAUGUUACGAGUGAAAGAAAUGGCAUCGUGCAGUGCAAUGGACUGGACAGGGUGAACACAUGAUGGAUGUUCCCGAUGACUGGACCAUCCAGAACCUGGGAUCACAGCGUAAGGAAACAGGCUAGGCCAUUUUGGAUUGAGAUGAGGAGAAACUUUCUUCACCCACAGAGUGGUGAGCGUGUGGAAUUUUCUGCCAGAGAAAGCCAUUGUGGUCAAAUGAUUGAAUGUCUCAAGAAAGUUUGAGAUAUAGUCCUUAAGGUUAAAGGGAACAAAGGAUCCGGGGAGAAGACAGGAACAGGGGACUGAGUUGGAUGAUCAGCCAUGAUCAUACUGAAUGGCAGAACAGGUUUGAAGGGCCAAUUGGCCAAAUAGUUACUGUGUUGGAUUCUGUUUGGCUAGUAAGAAAUAUCACCGCCAAGUCUAAUCCUGUCCUCACUCAAAAUCCAUGCAGUGGGGAAUCAACAAGUAACAAUGCAGAAACUAAAAAAAAAAUUGCAUUUAUAUAGCACCAAACUGCUUGAUGCCUCAAAGAACUUUACAGGAAAUAAAAUUCUUAAGCAACAGUGUAAUGUAGGAAACGUUGCAGCCAAUUUGCACACAGUAAGUCCCCGCAGAGACCAUUGUUAUAUUGACUAGGUGAUCUGUUUCUGGGAUGUUGCUUGAGGGAUAAGUAGUUGCCAGGACUUGGCGUGAGAGCUCCUCUGCUCUUCCUCGCAAUGGUGCAACAGGAUCUUUCACUUCCACCCAGACACCACUUCAGUUUAACGUCCCAUAUGAAAGAUGACAGCUCAGCAGUCCCUCGGUAUUGCAUUGGAGUGUCAGCCUGGACUUUUGUGGGACUAGAGCAUAGGAUAUAGGAACAGGGGGAAGCCAUUUGGCCUGUCAAACUUGGCCUGUCCGUCAAGACCACCAUGGCUGACCAAACACUUCAAUGCCAUUUACUCACCACAUCCCUACAGCCCUGAUCAGAAAUCUAUCAACUCUGUACCUUAAACAUACUCAACGGCUGAGCCUCCACAGCCCUCUGUGGGAGAGAAUUUCAAAGGUUCACGACUCUUUGAGUAAAAUAAUAUCUCCUGAUCUCAGACCUCAGUAGCAUCCCCCUUAUUUUUAAAUAAUGCCACCUUGGUUUUAGGUUCCCCAACCAAGAGGAACAUCUUACCUGUAUCCUUUUAAGACUCCGUCAUAAUUUAGACUCACCUUUUUGCAAGCCCUGGUAUUAUUUCUUGGUUCAGCUGCAGUUGGUGUCUGCUGUUAUUCUUUAUCCUCAAGCUUUUGCAAAGACGGAGUACAGGAAGGAGAUAGACAGCUUAAUGGCAUGGUGCAAAGACAACAAUCUCUCCACGCUCCUGUCUGCUUCAAUGGUCCUGAGGUGGGGAUAGUCAAGUUCCUGGGCAUAAUGGUCACCAAAAUCUGCCCUGGUCCACCCAUGUUGACACCACGGUCAAGAAGGUUCAACAACGCCUCACUUCCUCAGGAGGCUAAGGACUCCAUAAAGACUCUGACUGUUUUUUAUAAAUGCACUACAGAAAGCAUCCUAUCUGAAUGCAUCACAGCUUGGUGUGGCAAGUCCCAAGCCCACAAGAAACUACAGAUACAUUAGAGACAUUUAAGUGACUCUUGGAUAGGCACAUGGAUGAUAGCAUAACGUAGGGUAUGCAGGGUAGUUUGAUCUUCGUAGGAUAAUAGGUCGGCACAACACCUUGGGCCGAAGGGUCUGUACUGUGCUGUGUGUUCUGUGUUCUAGGUUCUAUGUACAGAGAGCAACGAACAUAGCCCAAUCCAUUACGCAAAGCAGCCUUCCAUCCAUUGACCUCAUCUCUAACUCCCCCUGCCUGGGGAAAGCAGCCAGCAUAAUCAAAGACCUUUCUCACCCCAGUUAUACUCUUUUCCACUCUCUUCCUUUGGGCUGAAGAUAUAAAAGUUUGAAUACACAUACGAAUAGAUUCAAGAACAGCUUUUUCCCCACUGUUAUCAAACUGUUUGAUUGGUGCUGUUUAAUGUUAAUGUUGAUCUCUCUCUCUCUCUGCACCUUCUCAGCAGCGGUUAACAUUGUCCCCUGCACUCUGUUCUGUUCCCCUGAUGCACUUGUAUAGUACGAUCUGCCUGUAAAGCAUGUAAGACAACACUUUUCACUCUACCUCAGUGCACAUGAAGUAUUAAAUUAAAUCAAAUCAAAUUUUCUGGCUUUCAGUGAGAUCGUCUCUCACUCUUUGAAACAUCAGACAAUUCAGGACAGUUUUGCUCAAUAACUUUUCAUAGGACAAACCCAGUAUCAAUGUGGAUGAACCUUUAUUGAACCAUGUGACCCAGACAAUAGAGUAUUACCAACUGAGUCAGGCUAAGUAGGAGAGAAUGACAAUUUGGGUGGCACCCUGUUGGGGUUAUGAAGGUCUUGUGGAUAUUUUUAAUUCGAGGCUUGUACACUGAAAUGAGAAAUCUCAUAGUCCUAAGAUUCUGGGAGCAGAUUAUGUGAGGUUGCAGAUUUUCUCCUGUCCUACGCUGACAGUGCGAGAAAGGUGUAAGAAGAAUCUCCACAGCCUUGAAGACCGUACACAGGUCUUGGAUAGACCUGGAGUUUUAUACAGCAUUGAGGAUUUAAGCGAAAAAGAAUGUUUGCAACGGAAAAGAAUAUUGAGCUUCCCGGGUGCAGCUUUAGCCGGAGAGGUGACCCGAGGAUAGAUUUGAUGUUGAAUAAGAUAAACAGAAGUUUGAGGAGGGUUGAUGAAAGGUGAGAGGUGUUAGCUGCUGGAUAGUUUUCUGAGAAAUAAUGAAAAGUCUUCAAAUAAAUCAAACUUUUAUUCCCCCUUCCCCAACAAAGUUCCUGGGCAUGACGGUCACCAACGAUCUGACCUUGUCCGCCCACAUUAACCCUAUGGUCAAGAAAGCACAGCAACGCCUCUACUUCCUCAGGAGGCGAAGGAAAUUGAGAUUGACUGUUGCGGUUCCCCUUCAAGAGAAAAGUGAUACAUAUGGAGAAUGUGCAAGUCUUAAAAAAUGCCAAGGGGAGUCACAGUCAGAGAGUGGAUAGGUUUUGAUGAUCAAUGGGCAAGAUCUACAAUAUGAAUGAGAAAGAGAGUAUCUUUAAGGUGGUCAAAAAUAAUAUCUCAUCACCUGUGCUCUAGAUUAAAAUGACUAGAAAGAAAGUGAUGUAUUGGAUCACUCUGAGUACUCCUCCACUUCACACACCAUCGGGCCUUAGAUAUAUAUUGUUGUUCCUUCAUCACCGGGCUGCCAAGGUUCAAAAAGGUAGCUCACCACCAUCUCCCCAAGGGCAGUUAGGAUUGGGCAAAAACGCUAGAAAUACCAACAAUAGCCAUGUCCCGACAGUGAAUGAAUUUUAAAAAUUAUAAACACUGAGCUUAAUGGAAGAAUUUUUACCAGAUUCAUAGUUUGAAAAGUAAAAUAAGCCAAAAGAACAGCUUCCCAUUCAGAACU